Messenger RNA from Entrophospora candida, 1260 nucleotides. NCBI's taxonomy places the organism in Eukaryota, Fungi, Glomeromycota, Glomeromycetes, Entrophosporales, Entrophosporaceae. The record is from the annotation of a GenBank genome assembly.
AUGGAAAGUGAUCGCGACAGCGAAAAUAACAAUACCCGAAAAACUGAUAAGGUUCCUCAAAUGCAAAUUUUAAAUGAUUCUCCUUCUAUCCAAUCUUCAAAUCAAGCAACAGCAACAACUUCUUCUACUCCUGCCAAUAUUACAAAAGAUGGUAAAAAACGUAUUCGACCCAAUUUUUUAAUAAGAAGAAAAGAGACGGUGCUUUUGGAUUCAAACACUGGCUCUACUUUACCAAACAAAAGGCCAACACUAUCUGCUGCUGGUGGUAAAGUGAAUGUUCGAUUGUCUUCUCAUAAAGUCAAAGAAUUUCUUCUUUCCAAAAAUUUAUCUGAAUAUAAGAAAGAUCUUAAAGUUGAAUGUCAUAACGAUCGGCAAGGUCUUUCAAGAAUUGUUUGUUCUCUUAACAAAGUAAAUCUUUGGAGUGAUGUUGUUCCCAAUGCGGUAACAUUGAUUGCUGGUAAUGAUAACUAUGUCGUUAUUGGAUGUGAGAAUGGUAGUAUUAUAAUAUAUGACCAUAGUGGCUUAAGAUUGUUAUUAAAUAUUGUACUUGACUCGGCUGCAUCACAUCUAUUAAUAUCAAGGGAAUAUUUAUUAUGUUUAUCUCAAACAGGAAUAAUUAAUGUUUGGAAACUACCAAAAUUGGAAUCAAUAGUAUCGUCUGUUUCCAUAGUACCUAUUAUUCAACCAUCCAGCACAUCGUUAGCUGAUCUUCAUUAUGCAUCAAUUGAAAAGAUAUUUAUCAGGCCUCAUGGGGUACCAAUAUUAAUGACAGACACAAACGAAGCAUGGUGUUAUCAUCUUAGUGCAAAAACAUGGGUGCAGAUUUAUGAUCCACGCUACUCAUCAAAAGAAAAAAUGAAAACUACCACAGAAGAGUAUGGUGGUGGCGAUACAAGAGGAAUAUUAAAUACAAUAGAAAAGAUUGCAAGGGAUAGAGGUGAUAAUUAUGGUACAUUGUCAUAUUUGGCCCAAGGCGAAAGUAAACUUGGACAUUUGUAUAAUCAGUUGUUGUCAGCUGAAUUGGUUAGCUCACCUAAUGAAUACAAAGAAAUUUUGUUGAGUUAUGCUAAAGCAUUAGCUGAUGUUGGCAAUGGUGAGAAGAUAAAUAUACUCUGUUCAAGACUUUUAGAUCCAUUUGAUGGAAUGUCUAAACAUGAAUUAUUAAAAGACGUAUUGGCUAUCUUAUCUACUAAUCGAUCUUUACAACAACUCAUUCAAGAAUAUACUUUGGCUUUAGAUAGAAUUACAAAUGAAAAUUGA